UGAACCAUUUCAGCACUCUGUCGCGAGCAGAAGCACGCCAAGCUUUCCUUCCCCUCUCCGGUACCACUGCUCUUUUCGCGCGGAAAUGGAAAUUGAUGCUGAUUCUGACAAGAAUAACAGACCGCCGGAGGAUGGUGGCGAUUCUGUGCCAAUGGAUUCCCAAGAAUCCUCCAGCAUUCAGGAAACGAGUAAAGAAAAGGAAGAGCUUAAUGACUCAAUGGGGAAAUUACACAUUGAGGGGUCAUCCUCUGGGCAGCCAGGGACUUCUUCAACCAACUUUAAGAGAAAACCAGUUAUUAUCAUUGUUGUAGGAAUGGCAGGGAGUGGAAAAACAACGUUUAUGAACCGAUUGGUCUACCACACACAUGCUUCUAACAUGCGGGGUUAUGUCCUCAACCUUGAUCCUGCUGUGAUGACUCUCCCAUUUGGUGCGAACAUUGACAUAAGAGAUACUGUUCGGUAUAAGGAAGUGAUGAAGCAAUUUAAUCUUGGGCCUAAUGGAGGAAUCCUUACAUCGCUCAAUUUGUUUGCUACAAAGUUUGAUGAGGUCAUUUCAGUCAUUGAGAAACGAGCAGAUGAGCUUGAUUAUGUUCUUGUUGAUACUCCGGGUCAGAUUGAGAUAUUCACUUGGUCUGCUUCUGGCGCCAUAAUUACAGAAGCUUUUGCUUCUACAUUUCCUACUGUGGUCACAUACGUAGUUGACACACCCCGCUCCACUAGCCCAGUAACUUUUAUGAGCAAUAUGCUUUAUGCCUGUAGUAUACUGUACAAGACACGGUUGCCCGUCGUGCUGGCAUUUAACAAAAUUGAUGUGGCUCAACACCAAUUUGCCUUAGAGUGGAUGGAAGAUUUUGAGGCUUUUCAAGCAGCAGUAACUUCAGAUGAAUCUUACACAUCGACUUUAUCUCAGAGCCUCGCUCUCUCACUAGAUGAGUUUUACAAGAAUCUACGUUCUGUUGGUGUAUCUGCUGUUUCUGGUGCUGGAAUGGAUGACUUCUUUAAGGCGAUUGAAGCAAGUGCUGAGGAGUACAUGGAAAAUUACAAGGCUGAUCUCGAUAAGAGACGGGAAGAGAAGCUACGGUUGGAGGAAGAACGCAGGAAGGAGAACAUGGAUAGAUUGAGGAAGGAUAUGGAGAAAUCAAAGGGGGAAACUGUGGUUUUGAACACCGGGUUGAAGGACAAAGCAGAAAAAAGCAAAGCUAAAAUGGACAAGGAUGAGGAAGAUGAUGAUUUUGAGACACUCAGCGAAGACGAGGACUUCAUAGAUGAGGAUGAAGACGAAGAGGUUGCAAGUUUCUCCUUUCGGUGAAGAAGCUUGUUUUGGUUGGAAUUGUGCGGGAACAAGACUGUGCACAAGACAAAUUAACGGAUUUAAAGCUAUAGAAGAUAGUGUCACUCAAUCUUGCCAUGCUUGACACAAUUUUCUGUUUCUGUCUAUAUCCUUUGAUCCUAGAGAUUUAAGGCGUGCCUUAAAGUUUACUUCUUAUUACUAAGGAAAGUUGAAGGGACAUUUUUUUUUUCGUUUUCAUUUAUACCCUUUUAAAGUUCAUUUAGGUGCUCCACUUGAUACAUGGAGGUUGCUCUCAAAAGUCACAAGAUGUUUAUGAUGCGUUUAAAUUGUUGUCUAGAGGAUUCUCGACAUACAAUAUGGAGUUUUGCGAAGUGCUCCAUAUUCCUUUUUUUAUUUUUUCUUUUUUCUUUUUUCUUUUUUCUUUUUUUCUUUUUUUUUUUUUUUGUGCUGGACCUUUUGAAUGGGAUAUGUCAAUUCAUAGUGUGGGAAUGAAUGCCCAAUCCAUAAGCUA
Morus notabilis is the source of this 1802-nucleotide messenger RNA. Its product is annotated as GPN-loop GTPase 1. Gene Ontology annotation, molecular function: GTPase activity. The transcript is spliced from 7 exons. The record is from RefSeq and is a predicted model, not a curated record. The coding region runs from base 86 to 1309 and encodes 407 amino acids. NCBI's taxonomy places the organism in Eukaryota, Viridiplantae, Streptophyta, Magnoliopsida, Rosales, Moraceae.